This is a messenger RNA of Chelmon rostratus (copperband butterflyfish), 1491 nucleotides long. It is a transcript of the gene rbm41, whose product is annotated as RNA binding motif protein 41. Gene Ontology annotation, cellular component: U12-type spliceosomal complex. Gene Ontology annotation, biological process: mRNA splicing, via spliceosome. Bases 12 to 1346 code for a protein of 444 amino acids. The record is from RefSeq and is a predicted model, not a curated record. Gene Ontology annotation, molecular function: pre-mRNA intronic binding; U12 snRNA binding. NCBI's taxonomy places the organism in Eukaryota, Metazoa, Chordata, Actinopteri, Chaetodontiformes, Chaetodontidae. The transcript has 7 exons.
AAGGCGGAAGAAUGCGAAGAGUGAGCCGGCGAUCCUGUGAGGAUGGCCCGCUGCUGGAGGAGCAGGAGACGGAGGGCCAGCGGCAGCUGCACAGCCUCCUGCUGCAGCAGCUCCACACUGACGUUGACAUCGACCGAUGUGUCGCCAAGAGGCAGUGCUUCGCCCCGGCGGCGCUCUAUCGGCCAUUUGGGGAACAGGCAGCUGGAGUGAGAAGCCUUUCCCAGUUCCAGGCCCUGCAGGACGGAGAGAAGGAGCUGGCCAGCUUGCGGGAGCUGGGCCUCACCGACACUGAGAUCCAGCUGUGGCAGAGCAGAGACGCACCAGAGGCAGCAGAGAAGUCCCACGGUGUGUGUGUAGCUCCAGGUGUGAAGCAGCAUCGCCUGCAGGUGAUCAGAGACAAGAUUGAAGCCAGAGCGGAGCUGCUGUCCCGCCCACAGCGAUUCGCCGCCAGCCGGCCGCUGUCGCGGCGAGAGAUGGAGAUCGAACGAGCGCUUUUCCAGGGAAAUGACCGCCUGGGUUUCCUCACUGCACUUUACCACAGAGAUGAAGAGAACCAGGAGGGCCAGCAGGGGGAGUCGUCCUCUGAUCCAAUGAACUCUCUCUACAGAGACAUUCUCAUCAGGGAGAGACAACAAGCUACAAUACAGGACUCUCAGAGAGCAUCACACCUGCCUGCACACAGAAGUGUACCUGAGCAAUUACAAGGCUCACAGAGAGACAACAACCAAUCAGAAGAAGCUUCUGACCAUCAGUCUGAACUGCAGGGUGAAAAAAGAAGCUCGUCAGUACAGUCAGAGUCGAGUUCAGGCACCUCAGAGCAGCAGCUCGCUCAGGACAGACCGGGGAAACCAGCACCGGCUGCUCCGACACAGAUCAAUAUAAGUCAGUCAAUCGGCAGCCUGCGUGGAGCAGUGACGGCGAGGUCAGGGGGACCGUUGACCGUCAGAGGGGAGAUUGAGACAAUCUCAGAUGAAGAAAUCCUAAAGAACCGUGAAUCUGAUGAAGGAAUCCGGAGCAUCCAGAGGUUCCGAAACUACCAACCGGGAAAACCCUCCAAGGUGCUGUGCGUGAAGAACCUGAGCGCACAGGCAUCGGUGGCCCAGCUGGUGGCGCUGUUCUCCAGGUUUGAGCAGGAGAGCGGGCCGCCGGUGCUUUACCGCCUGCUGACUGGAAGGAUGAAGGGUCAGGCCUUCAUCACUCUGCCAGAUGCUGAAACAGCCCAGAAAGCUUUGCAGUUGGUCCAUGGAUACCGGUUGCUAGGGAAACCAUUGGUGGUUGAAUUUGGCCGUGAGCGACAGGAAGAGGAGAAGCAGAAGGGGAAGGAAGUGCAGGAAGACAACACAUAAAAAACAAAAAUGUUUAUUCCUGACGACAACAUGGAUCCUCCAAAGCUGUGAAUAACAGGCUGAGAUGGAUGUGAUUGUAUAUUAUUUAUUUUUUCUGGAUAAAAAGUCACCAUCUUUGCCAUUUUCAUGUGAAUAAAUCUUUUUU